Molecule: messenger RNA, 675 nt
Organism: Dothidotthia symphoricarpi CBS 119687
Lineage: Eukaryota; Fungi; Ascomycota; Dothideomycetes; Pleosporales; Dothidotthiaceae
Exons: 4
Molecular function (GO): metallopeptidase activity
Source: RefSeq, a predicted model, not a curated record
CGAUUGACGGAAAAUUAUGCCGGCUGCGACGAUGGACAGAAGGUCAAGCUGAGGCAGGGAUUUGCCGAUGCUGCAACGCUGGCGAACAUUGCUAGCGCAAUCGACACAGAUAGUACAGCGUGGUCUCACUAUUUUCGCACAGGCAUUGGCAGAGAUGAUGAUGUGAUAAAUGCGAAGAAGAUUUGGGCCAUGGUCGCGGCCAACAAUGAUCCUACCAAUCCGCCAUAUUCUUUAGCUAUCACAGACGCCGUACCUCAGGAUGGCGAUACUCUUCGCGAGAUGCUUGUCUGCCCUCUCUUUUUCGACCCGAAUUCGAAAUGGACCAAAAACGAUCUUCAGUCCCGGAAAUUCAUAGCGCCAAAGCGUAAGGCCAAUAGCUGGUGCGCUCCGGGUGAAAAGUUUGGCUUUUUCGAAGUCGCUGGCCUGACACUUCUACACGAGAUGACGCAUUUCGACGUCAUUGGAAAAGCAGCUGGAGUGGCAGAACACGCAAACGGUGAAUUUUGGUUCAACACCCAUGGUUCUGACGAUGUGGGUGGAUUUGGGGACGACUACCCUCGUGCAGCACGUGCUUUGGGAAGAUAUUGGCAGCAAGGGCUGAAUGAAAAGGACACCCUUGAACCCUGGCAGAAUGCCGAAAGUUUGGCUGCCGCAGCAUUAGGUAAGUGGGCUCUG